Molecule: messenger RNA, 900 nt
Organism: Populus trichocarpa (black cottonwood)
Lineage: Eukaryota; Viridiplantae; Streptophyta; Magnoliopsida; Malpighiales; Salicaceae
Exons: 5
Coding region: 220-900 (226 amino acids)
Source: RefSeq, a predicted model, not a curated record
AAUAAAGCUAAGGGUUCCAUAUGUGAAGCAUACUUGAUUGAUGAAAUUACCAAUUUUGCAUCUCAUUAUUUUGGUGAUGACGUGCAAACAAUUUGGAAUCGAGUUCCACGGAAUGAUGAUGGUGGCCUUAGAAGUGUAGAUGGAUGUCUCUCUAUUUUUUCCUAUUCAGGGAAAAAAUUAUCCAAAAGAUUUUAUAAAAGGCAGUUGUCACAUGCUGAAAUGCAAAUUGCGCAUAACUAUGUGAUAUUCAAUUGUCAAGAACUGAAGCCUUAUUUAGAGCAAUGUCGACAAGAGCUAAAGUCACAACAACCAUAUGCGAGUGAUGGUGAAAUUGAAAAAUUAUGCGAAGCGAUCUUUCCAAAUUGGUUAAAAAAUAAUGUGGAAUACCAAUCUAACGGAAUUGAAAAUCAGCUCUUUGGACUUGCUAUGGGCCCUUCAACUUCAGUGAAAUGUUAUAAUGGGUAUUAUGUGAAUGGUUUUAAAUUUCAUACUCAACGUUAUGGCCGUUUUAAAAAGACAAUGAAUAGUGGAGUUUGUGUGAAAGGAAGUUGCUAUGAUGAUAAUGAACGUGAUUAUUAUGGAAUGCUUAAAGAAGUUGUUCGGCUAAAAUACUUGGGGAGUAAGUGCAAGUUAUUUAUGUUUAAAUAUUUGCUUCAAACUCAAGGAGGUUUCUAUCGAGAUAACCAACUUGUUUCUGGAGGACAUAAUUUAUAUGGGACUUAUGGGAGAGUUGAUGGUAAUGAUGAUGAUGUGAACAUUAGAAAUGAAGAUGAGGGAGACGGUAGUAAUGAGAGAGGUGUAUGUGAUGAGAGAGAUGUAUGUGAUGAGGAUCAAGAUGGUGUUCCAUCAUAUCACGGUUCAAUAACGCAUCGUGUGGCCGUGCAAUCGGAGAUAUUUUGA